AUGAGAAGUUCCGGCGGCGGCCCCGGGUGGGGUCGUCUUUGGCCUCACUUGGCCAUAGCGUUGGCUGUAGUUUUUGUUUCAAGUAGUGUAAGUUCAGUAUCAGGAGAUGCUUAUCCUUACUAUUCUCCACCUCCACCUUCUCCUUCUCCACCACCUCCUUAUGAGUAUAAAUCACCACCUCCACCAUCACCUAAACCUCAUUAUGAAUAUAAGUCACCACCUCCACCUUCUCCUUCUCCACCACCUCCUUAUGAGUACAAGUCACCCCCACCACCAUCUCCUAAACCUCAUUACGAGUACAAGUCUCCUCCACCUCCAUCUCCAUCCCCACCACCACCUUAUGAGUAUAAAUCACCACCUCCACCAUCACCUAAACCUCAUUAUGAAUAUAAGUCACCACCUCCACCUUCUCCUUCUCCACCACCUCCUUAUGAUCACCACCUCCACCUUCUCCUUCUCCACCACCUCCUUAUGAUCACCACCUCCACCUUCUCCUUCUCUCCAUCCCCACCACCACCUUAUGAAUAUAAGUCACCACCACCACCAUCUCCUUCUCCUCCACCACCUUAUGAGUAUAAGUCACCACCACCUCCAUCUCCUAAACCUCAUUAUGAGUACAAGUCACCCCCACCACCUUCUCCAUCUCCACCACCACCUUAUGAAUACAAGUCACCACCGCCUCCAUCUCCCAAGCCUCAUUAUGAGUACAAGUCUCCCCCACCACCUUCUCCAUCUCCACCACCACCUUAUGAAUACAAGUCUCCACCACCUCCAUCUCCCAAGCCUCAUUAUGAAUACAAGUCUCCACCACCACCAUCUCCAUCUCCACCACCACCUUAUGAAUACAAGUCACCACCACCUCCAUCUCCCAAGCCUCAUUAUGAGUACAAGUCUCCACCACCACCAUCUCCCAAGCCUCAUUAUGAAUACAAGUCUCCACCACCACCAUCUCCGUCUCCACCACCACCUUAUGAAUACAAGUCACCACCACCUCCAUCUCCCAAACCUCAUUAUGAAUACAAGUCACCACCACCACCAUCUCCUAAGCCUCAUUAUGAGUACAAGUCACCACCACCACCUUCCCCAUCACCACCACCACCAUAUGAAUACAAGUCUCCACCACCACCAUCUCCUAAGCCUCACUAUGAAUACAAGUCUCCACCACCACCAUCUCCUAAGCCUCAUUAUGAAUACAAGUCUCCACCACCACCAUCUCCUAAGCCUCACUAUGAAUACAAGUCUCCUCCACCACCCUCUCCUUCUCCACCACCACCUUACUAUUACAACACCAGAGCCAUAUCACCAGCACCUGAGCCAUACUACUAUAAGUCCCCACCUCCACCAUCACCAUCUCCUCCUCCACCAUACUACUACAAAUCUCCUCCACCACCCGAAAAGUCACCAGCACCUGAGCCAUACUACUAUAAGUCCCCACCUCCACCAUCACCAUCUCCUCCUCCACCAUACUACUACAAAUCUCCUCCACCACCCGAAAAAUCACCAACUCCAGCACCAUACUAUUACAAGUCUCCACCACCACCCUCACCAUAUCAUCCAGCACCAUACUACUAUAAAUCUCCACCACCACCAACAAAAUCACCAACUCCAGCUCCCUACUACUACAAGUCGCCACCACCACCUAAGGCUUAUCCUCCACCAUACUACUAUACUUCUCCACCACCACCGGUUCCUCAUCCUUACCCUCACCCUCACCCUCACCCCCAUCACCAUAAAUUGGUAGUGAAGGUAGUAGGAAAAGUGUACUGCAUCAGAUGCUACGAUUGGGAAUACCCAGAGAAGUCACACGACAAGAAGCAUCUCAAAGGUGCUGUAGUUGAGGUGACAUGUAAGGCAGGUGAUAAAGAAAUAAAGGCAUAUGGUAAAACCAAGAUCAAUGGUAAAUAUAGUAUUCCUGUUGAGGGCUUUUACUAUGGUAAAUACGGAGCAGAGGCUUGCAAGGCUAAGCUCCAUAAGGCACCCAAACACUCACCUUGUAACAUCCCAACUGACCUACACAUGGGUGAUAAGGGUGCCGAGCUUAAGGUUAAGUCCAAGACAAAGUAUGAAGUUGUUCUUCAAGCUAAGCCAUUUGCUUAUGCUCCUAAAACUCCUUACGAGGAGUGUAAGAAGCCUAAACCCGAGCCCACACCUGCUCCUUACUACUACACUUCUCCACCACCACCAGUAAAGUCACCACCUCCUCCAUACUAUUAUCACUCUCCACCUCCACCCGUGAAGUCACCUCCUCCUCCGUACUACUACCACUCUCCACCUCCACCGGUGAAGUCUCCCCCUCCUCCGUACUACUACCACUCUCCACCUCCACCCGUGAAGUCUCCUCCUCCUCCAUACUACUACCACUCUCCACCUCCACCGGUAAAAUCACCCCCUCCUCCAUAUUACUAUCACUCACCACCCCCACCAGUGAAGUCUCCUCCUCCCCCAUACUACUAUCACUCUCCACCUCCACCCGUGAAGUCACCACCUCCUCCAUACUAUUACCAUUCUCCACCUCCACCAGUGAAAUCACCCCCUCCCCCAUACUACUACCACUCUCCACCUCCACCCGUGAAGUCACCCCCUCCUCCCUAUUACUACCACUCUCCACCCCCACCAGUAAAAUCACCUCCUCCCCCCUACUACUACCACUCUCCACCCACCACUCUCCACCCCCGCCUGUGAAGUCACCCCCUCCUCCUUAUUACUACCACUCACCGCCGCCACCGGUGAAGUCACCCCCUCCUCCAUAUUACUACCACUCCCCACCUCCACCUGUGAAGUCACCUCCUCCUCCUUACUACUAUCACUCACCACCCCCACCAGUAAAAUCACCGCCUCCCCCCUACUACUACCACUCACCACCCCCACCAGUGAAGUCACCCCCUCCUCCCUACUACUACCACUCACCACCCCCACCUGUGAAGUCACCCCCUCCCCCCUACUACUACCACUCCCCACCACCACCUGUGAAGUCACCUCCACCUCCAGUUUACAUUUAUGCCUCUCCGCCACCACCAACUCAUUAUUAGGAAACAGCUCCAUGAGAUACCACAAUCAAUCAUAUUUUAAUUUCAGCAAUGUAAUAAAGAAAAGCUCCAAGUGGAAAAGAUGUGUAUAUCAAACCUCUUAUCCAAGUCCAUUCAAUAAGGAUCUGAAUUUUGCAUUAGCAGGCCACAACUUGAAAGAUCCAGGCCAAUUUGCUCCAAUUUCCAAAAUGGCAAUUCUACAUCUUAUGCUCAUAUUAUGCACAAGUAAAAUUGGCUUCAAAGGAAUAAUUUUCGAAAGCAAAAAUUAAGACGCUAGACCUUAUCUAAAUGGAUCAAGGCUCGGAUUUGGAAGGGGCUAGUUGAGUUUGGUUUUUUAUUUAUUCAUCUUCAAUUUGUUAUUUUAUGUAUAGUGCAUACACCUUUCGUAUUGUUUGAUUGGCUUCUCUUUAUUUAUUGUGAGCAAUUGUUUCUUGGAGCUUCUUGUGCUUUGUGCACUAAGAUUGUUAGUAAUAAAAAUACAAGGCAUUUCUCUUCUACUC
Messenger RNA from Jatropha curcas, 3526 nucleotides. The record is from RefSeq and is a predicted model, not a curated record. Lineage: Eukaryota; Viridiplantae; Streptophyta; Magnoliopsida; Malpighiales; Euphorbiaceae.